Messenger RNA from Coffea eugenioides, 2922 nucleotides. Its product is annotated as probable disease resistance protein RF9. Gene Ontology annotation, biological process: defense response to other organism. Bases 1 to 2922 code for a protein of 973 amino acids. The transcript has 3 exons. The record is from RefSeq and is a predicted model, not a curated record. Lineage: Eukaryota; Viridiplantae; Streptophyta; Magnoliopsida; Gentianales; Rubiaceae. Gene Ontology annotation, molecular function: ADP binding.
AUGGCAGAAAGCCUAUCCUCAAUCCUAUCCUCUGCAGUGCAGAAUAUAGGUAAGUUGGUUAUUGAGGAAGCAAAGUUUCUACAAGGCGUUAGCGAGCAAGUCAGUCUCCUUCGUGACGAUCUCAAAUGGAUACAAAUGUUCUUAAGACAUGCUGAUACGAAACAGACUGCAAGGGACACUAUACAACAGUGGCUUCCGGAAUUUAGAGCGGUCGCUUAUGAAGCAAGUGAUUUGGUUGAAGACUAUGCUUUGAGGGUUUCAAUUUCAAGCAACAGAGGCUUUACACGUGCUCUAAAGAGGACUGCUUGUAUAGCCAGAGAAGGGUAUGCCAUUCAUGAUUUGGGUUUAAAGAUUCAAAGUCUGAGAACUAGGAUCUCUAAUCUCACCAAAAAUUUUGGCCGGUAUGUAAAUUUAAUUGCCAGAACGGAGGAAGGAGAGUCGAGUGCUCCAUCCAGGCAGCAACAAUUAAGGCACACUUACUCCUUUGUGGCAGACGGGGUUGUGGUUGAACUGCCUAAUGAAGUUCAGGUGCUGGUUAAAUAUUUGCUGAAUGAGGAGACAGAGCGCAAAAUAAGCGUGGCUUCGAUUUUCGGCAUGGGUGGUAUAGGCAAAACGACUCUUGCUAGAAAGGUAUAUCACUAUGAAAGAUUGAAGCAUUAUUUUAAAGGUUUUGCUUGGGUUUGUGUGUCACAACAAUGGCAACCAAACGAUCUCUUGCAAGGCAUUCUACUCAAGCUUAUUCCUAAAAACAGAAAACAGAAAGCAGAAGAGCAAACAGAUAAUGAUGAGCCACCAAGGCAGAAGCUUCAACGGCACUUGCAAGAUAAUAAAUGUUUGAUAGUCCUCGACGACGUUUGGUCAAUAGAAACUUGGGAUUGCCUAAAAGACGCAAUCCCAGUUUCAGAGCAUGGAUCCAAAAUUUUGCUCACAACUCGUAAAAGAGACGUGGCAACACAUGUUGAUCCAAAUGGUUAUCACCACCAACUGCGUUGUUUGACUGAUGAAGAAAGUUUGGAGUUGCUACGCAUGAAAUCGAAGCUGCCAUCAUUGAGGGAAGGUAGUAGUGAAGGUUGUGAAGAUUUGGGCAAGAUGGAAGAGUUAGCAAAGAAAAUGUUGAAUAACUGUAGAGGUCUUCCAUUGGCCGUGGUGGUUUUGGGUGGAAUUCUUAGAACUAAAAAAACCCUCAAGGAAUGGGAUGAAGUGCAUGAGAAUAUCAAAUCCUAUCUGGAUAAGGGAGAAAAAAUUGGAAAGGAAGAAGAGGUGCAAAAGGUUUUAGCUUACAGUUAUUAUGACCUCCCUUGGCAACUAAAACCAUGCUUCCUUUACUUGGGUAAAUUCGGGGAAGAUUCCGACAUUGGAGCAGAGAGUUUAUAUCAAAUGUGGAUAGGAGAAGGUAUGAUAUUUGAGAAUGAUAGAAGGGAGCAAGAAACGAUGAUGGAUGUUGCAGAGCGUUACUUGAAAGAAUUAGCAAUAAGAUGCACGGUUGAAAUUAAAGCAUAUGAGGAGGGGAAGCAUGCAGUAACAGAGUUGGAGUCAUGUCGGCUUCAUGAUCUUAUGAGAGAUCUAUGCUUAGCCAAGGCAAAAGAGGAGAAUUUGUAUAAGCUAGUCGAUCAAAGUCCUUCACGAGAUUCUUCUCCUACAACUGAUGCACAGUAUGGUUUAGUCCUUCGUUUGCUUCCGGAGGAUAUCUCUCAAUACAACUUUCCGCCAAAAGAACAAACUAAGCAUCUGCGCUCAUUCUUGUGUGAUUCGCUGGUAGGCGAAUGGGACUAUUCCAAUCCAGGGGUGAGAAUAAUGUCCCAAGUCAAGAAUUUGAAGAUGCUCAGAGUUUUGACAAUUUUAUCCUUCGAUUUGGCCUCCCAAAGUUGUUAUCUCAAAUCACCUCUGGGGUAUGUCGAUAAGCUUAUCCAUUUGAGAUGUUUGAGAUUGAGAGGUCACAGAAUAAACUUGCCAUAUUCCUUGGACAAUUUAAAGUUCUUGGAAACUCUUGAUUUAUCUGGUAGUGAUAAUUCUUGUAGAAUACCGAACGUCCUAUGGAAGUUGGAAUGUUUGAGAUAUCUUUAUCUUCCGGACUGGCGGUUGGGCCCUCAGCCUAAGUGGGGCCUUCUGCCUAAGCUGUGCUUGAACAAGCAGCUAGAGAUACUUGAAUCAUUCGAUAACAGAUUUUGCUAUCCUAAAGAUGUAUGCAAAUUGUCGAAUCUCAAAUCUUUCGAAGCAAAUGUGUAUAAAAAUCUCGAGGACCUGGAACACAUCAUCAAUCAUAUAUCAAACUUGGACUGCUCUCGCAUCAGCUCACUUAUAAUCAAUGACUUUGAUUUUGGCAGUAGCACUGGUUUGGAUGUUCUUUCAAGGGUGUUGUUUAGUAGGAAUAUUCAUGAAUUAGAGAUUGGUGAUAGUUUAUGCAAAAAGUUACCAGACUACCAAUCACAUGCAGUUCCUGACCCUGCAGGACUUACUCGAUUAGAGCUGUAUGAUACUAACAUUGAAGAAGACCCAAUGGAAACACUUGAGAAGCUUCCUAACCUAAGAUUACUGGUACUUGGGCCAAAUUCUUUUCUGGGCCAAGAAAUAAUCUGCCACUCAAUGGGCUUUUCCCGACUAAAACAUCUCGAGCUUUGCGAAUUGGGCAACUUAAAGCAGUGGAAAUUGGAAGAAGGGGCCAUGCCUAACCUCUCGACUUUACAGAUUAGGUUCUGUGAAAAAUUGGAAAUGAUUUCAGAUGGGCUGAGAUUUUUAACCACCCUAAACAAGGUAUCUCUAGUGGACAUGCCUGAAGAAUUCAACAAUAGAAUUAGGAUAAAGAAUGAUCAACAAGGAGAAGAUUAUGAUAAAAUAAGCCACGUGCCUUUGGUUAAAAUCUGCAGAUUGUUAUUAAUGGAAAAUUCUGAUUCAAUGAUAGCUCUUUAUCACCAUGAAAAUUGA